Messenger RNA from Cladocopium goreaui, 2325 nucleotides. Lineage: Eukaryota; Dinophyceae; Suessiales; Symbiodiniaceae. The record is from the annotation of a GenBank genome assembly.
AUGCUGAAUUCAGGGAGACGUUCGUCUCGCGCCAUCCUGAUGUUCUGCUGCCUCCUCAUCGGGAACCACAUCGCAAGUUUCGUGGAGCGAGUUCAGCGCGACUAUCUCGUCCACGGCUUCGUUCACUUCUACGAGGUCGGUGAAAUUCGGACCCGCAAUGAGAACAUUGCUCAGAAGUCCGGCUUGACCAAGAACGCCGAAGAUCUGCUCCGGGUGGUCAUGAUUGACCAACCGUCAGCAGCAAGCUCCGAAGCCCAGGAGUGGAGGCAUGAAAAUCGAGGACUUGCUCUGCUGCUGACCGUGGAUACGCUCAUCCGCAAGAAAGUUCACAGAGUCAGUUCAGACCAGCGCAAGAAGUUCACCAGCUUUUCUGCCGCUUUGGUAGAGGUGUUGGACAAUAACAAGCAGCUCUGGAAUGAAGCGCCCUCGGUCAGUGUCGCCAGAGCCGAAGUCAACGGCCAAAGCCGGGAAGAACAAGGCUCGGAGGGAGUGGCAGAAGAUCACAUCGUUCAAGUCUCCGGGUGGGAGGCGCUGUCCUUUCUACAACAGCUCUUUGGGGUGGAGCUGGAUCCUCCACCUGGGGACUGGGCGGCUGCUGCCAGCCCCACGAAUGAUGAUCCGGCGGUCGCUCCGCCCGAUCGUGUGCCGGUGCUGCCUCCGGUCGACAUCGUACCGUCCCCGUUGGUGACUACACCUCGUGAUCUGGUGGACUACGUGGUCUGGCGGCAGCUCUUGGAGAUUUUGGCCCUCGGAAUAGUUUUCUUUUUGCACCGCGGCACUCCGUGCAAUACUUUCACCUCAGCUCGCAAAGAAGAUGGGGGCCCUCCUCCUCUACGCUCUGCGGCCCAGCCGCUCGGGCUGGAUGCUCUGAGUCUGGACAACGCCAACCGCCAACCUGGUCUUUUUGGGCAAUUUUUUUUUUUGGAGCGUGCAGUUCAAGCUUGCUUUUUGGUCUUCAGUUUGGGCGGAGACUUCCUGAUCGAGAACCCCCUGCUCAGCUUGCUGUGGUUGACACCUCAAUUGACCUUGCUCGUACGCCGUGGCCAUGUUCACAAGAAACUCAAGGGCAAGCUUUGGGAUCCACAGCAGGAGCGCAUGGUGUUCAAGACCAAACAGGCUCAAGAGUAUCCAUUGGCUUUGUGCGCAACGAUUGCCCAACAGAUCUUUGCUCACCAGUUCUCGCAUUUCCACAAGACUUUUCAGUUACGUGUUCCUGGCGCCGAUCGGAAGCGUGCUCUCCACUCGGCAAAGGAGUGGGCUGGCCAUCGGCAAGCCGAGACAGCCUCCAAAGCUCUGGCCGCCGGCUACCAGUUGAAGCGGGGGGCUGCCAAGCCUUUGUUCGAAAUCGAACCUCCCCUGCCGGCAGUGCUCGAAGAGGCCAUCCAUUGGGCGGCCACUGCCCCACAGAAAGUGCUCAAGUUUACGGCGGCUGCCUUGCAAUUUUGGCGCAGCAGGACAUUGGCUCUCUUGCCUACCUCCAUUCAUUGGAUCACGCAACAACCUGAUGCUGCUCUACGGAGGCUCCUGCUCGGCACUUCUGAUCCCCGCCAAGCAAGGCUGGGCGACGUGUGCCAUGUGGCUCUGUACAAAGAGAUGCUCGAGGCAGCCCGGUCAGAAGACCGCUCUUUGCACAAAUUUUUGCUCGAAGGUUUUCCCAUUGUUGGUCCUAUUCAACCAUCCGGCCGCUGGCCCCCAUUUGAGAAGGCUCAGAAGGUGCUCGCGGUCCAACAUGCUCUGAAUGGGGCCUGGGAGAUUCGGGCGAACAGAGUGCGCGGAGUUCCAGUGACUGACAAUUUGCUCAAGAUUUGGGAGGCCAUCUUGGAAGAUGUGGCAGAAGGCUCUUGCUUGGGCCCCUUCGACAGCGAAGAAGACGUCACUGAGCUCUUAGGUCAAGAUGAUUGGAUCCCUACGCAGAGGUUUGAAGUGGUCCAAAAGAAUAAAGUGCGUGGGUGCGACAGCGCCACUACGAACUUGAUCAACCAGAUCACAGAGAUCACGGAGAAGCUCCAGCUGCCAUCGACGGAUUCAAAUGUGGCAGCCCUGCGGAAGCUCCAAACAGCAGCUCCUGAUGCAGAAUUGUUCGGUUGGGUGCUCGACGAGAGGAAGGCCUAUAGGCAAGUGGCCAUUCGGCCGGAUCACCGGAAAUUUUCUGUGAUCUGCCUGAAGUCUCCAAGAGUUGGCAACCCGGCUUUCUUUGUCAUGGUAGGACACUCGUUCGGUUUGGUGUCUGCUGUGUACAACUACAACAGGCGAUCUGCUGCGAUCAACAAGAUCUUGGUUUCUUUGUUCAAGCUUGUGGCGUUUAGCUUCUAUGAUGACAAUUAA